AUGGGCUGCGGCUCCUGCCGCCACGCGCCGCUGCUGGGCGCACCCUCCGACGGCAUGCCGCCGCCGCUGCCUUCGGAGGGGCCGCACUCCAUGAGGGUCGUCUGCACCGGGGCGUCGCUGCGAGGGAGGCCCGUGGCGCAGCGCUGGAACUCCAACGCGCAGCUCCUGUGGCGCGUGUGCGGCUCGGGCGCGGCCGUGCCCGAAGCGGCCGCGGACGGCCACGGCGGCGGCGGAGACCUGGCAGGGCGCGAUUGGUUCUACUUGACUACCUCGACCGACGUCUAUCACUUCGGCGUGUUCAAGGACAGCUGGGCGCGUGUGCGCGCGUACGGGAGCAAGGAGGUCGCGGCGGAAACGCUCGUGCAGCUGUCUGAGAAGGAGAAGAUCCUGCGCUUCGUGAUCUUCGUCGGGGGAGUUGAUGAGCUCACGCUCAUACGCUGCGGCAGCGGCGCAGGCGCGACCGUUUCAGUGGAGCCUGGCACUGCGCGGCCUGGAGAUUUCACCUGGACAGUUACGCAAAGGGAAGCGCGCAGGAAUGGCAGGCUCGUGCUGGUAGUGCAGCCUAGCCGCGACUACGAGUACAUGUCGCUGCAGAUCUUGGAGGAUGAUUCCGAGCAGAGGACCAGAGGUACCGACCGCAACACCCCGCCGCCGGUGGCCUCGGACCUGUCUCUUGCAGAGGUUGGCGUCACGGAGCGAGGGGCGCAGCCGGAGGCGGCAGAGGCGGCGCUGAAGAAGCUGCCGCCGGCGCAGGGGCAGGCGCUCGCUGCGCUGGCGGAGCAGAGCGUGCGGCGCGGCAUCGACUACGCCUCGCUCGGGCUCGGCUGGGACCACCCGCAGACGCGGCUGGCCUACCGGAGCGCGCAGGGCGGCUCCUUCACGCACAAGGCUCGGGGGAGCAGGAACUCGUGA
Molecule: messenger RNA, 912 nt
Organism: Prorocentrum cordatum
Lineage: Eukaryota; Dinophyceae; Prorocentrales; Prorocentraceae
Source: the annotation of a GenBank genome assembly